Messenger RNA from Porites evermanni, 1523 nucleotides. Lineage: Eukaryota; Metazoa; Cnidaria; Anthozoa; Scleractinia; Poritidae. The record is from the annotation of a GenBank genome assembly.
CGAAAUCUGAUUGGCCGAUAAGUUAAUCAUCCAAACGGAACACAAUGCAGAGAUCUAUCUGAGUCCCCAUGACAUAAAGUUGUUAAAAGAUUUCGCACUCACUGAGUUGCUAUAAGAUGAAGCUACACAAAGGAAAACCGCUCAGUCUUACAGAGACCAGAUUGCCUAAAGAUCUACGCUUGAAUCGCGCCAAAUUUCCUCUCUAGAGGAAACAACUUCGCAUCGCAACGGCCUUGACAAAUUCUCUUAAUAUACCGCAAAUCUACUGCGAUGCCGAGAGCUUUUCUGCUGAAAAGAGAUUUUGAUGAUGGUAAUUAUUUCAGUGAGGAAAAAAUACUUUUCAUCCAUCAAGGUCAGUUCUGCAUUAUAUACUUCUAUUUUCUGAAUCCAAAUCAUUUUAAGUAUUUGCUAGAAUGCGUUAAUUCGAAUUGUCUCAAAAUUCAGAGCGUCUCUAUGUAAACAUGUCAUAGGCCACUUUCAUGUUAGAGCUGUGUGUUCAUUUUAACAUUUUAGUAGAAGUAUCAUGCAUGUCGCGUUUUUAAUUCGCAGAUGGGGAAAAGUCGACGAGCAAAGAUUUCUCAGACGUCAGACGAAGCAAGCGGCCGGGCGGGCCGACAAAGAUAAAGAAAGAAGAUGCCGAAGAGGAGUUGCUUAAUGCGUUUCAGAAGAAAAAGAAAUUAUCUUAUCCAGCCGAUGUCCGAAUUGACAGGCGCGUAAAUGAUAUCGGAAAGAUUUUGAGGUUUGCAGAUGAUUUCAUUAAUAAUGAAAAGAAAAUGUCGGAGAAAGAUGCUCAAAAAAGCAGCCUUAGUGAAAUUUCAUUGAUAGCCGAACACAGAAUUCUCCAGGGAAACGAAUUGUUUCAAAAUUCAGGAACAGGUGGAUUCGAAUCGAGUAAAAAAGCUAACUCAUCUUCGGGCGAUUUGAAACGGGUGACACCUUCCACGAAUAGAAAAUUCCCUCCUAUGAAUAAAGCAAAUGAGCUGAAUGGCACAGGCGCGAAGAAUCGCUCAGACAAAACUGUCCACAAAUGCAAUCAGUGUGGCAAAGUUUUCAAGACCAAGUACACUCUGUCAAUCCACUUAAAAAUGCCCGAUCACACUAAGAGCCGACCGUUUGUGUGUAACGUCUGCGGAAAAGGGUUUCGCCUAUCGAGUACCCUCUGCCGGCAUAAGAUCAUCCACACCGAGAAAAAACCGCAUAAAUGUGACGAAUGUGGGAAAAGCUUCAACCGGUCGUCCACCCUCAAAACGCAUCUGCGAACACAUAGUGACAAGAAGGCCUUCAUCUGCGACAUCUGCGGCAAGGGCUUUCACCAGAAGGGUAAUCUGCGUAAUCACAUCAUGAUUCACACGGGAGAAAAGCCGUUCCGAUGCAACCAGUGUAAUCGAGCCUUUAACAAGAUGUCCAAUCUGAAAUUCCAUAUGCACACCCAUUCAGAUAAUUUGCCAUUUCACUGUAGGACUUGCCGCAAACGUUUCUCGAAAAAGACAGACUUAAAAGAACACCUUGAACAAGCGCAUUGA